CUGAUCUCCAUCAUCAUCUGCAGCAGCGACAAGAGGGGAAAGCGGGGAAUGAAGAUGCGAUUUUUCUCUUUGUGAGCUCCAAGCUCCAAGAAAGAACUGAAGCUUUAACGGCAUCACGUCUGGUUCCAGUAGCACCGCUGCUGCAGCUACAACCAUGCAUGCUCUUGUGCACACUUGGACCGGGAAAUUUCAUCCACCGAUUUGAGACAACUUUCUGUCUGUUUUCUCGACAUUCUUGGCACCGCGUUUUGACAUUUUGAAUCGAUUGUGCGCGCUUGUUUUUGAGCAAGAUGUCCGAUCUGGUGGUGUUGGUCGAGGGGCUCUGUGACCUGCACGGAUUUCCAUAACCGGGGCCAAUUAUUAAGAUUUUUUGACACCGAGAAGCCUGCUUGAACACGUCGCACGCGUAGAUGUAGGCUACAGUUUAUUGGACAUUCGACUCCCAUUGCCUGCUUUUAGUUUGUGCAUUUGCCGGACCGAGGGACCAGCUGACUGGUUGGAUUAUAGAUACUAGAAAUAAGGAUUUGUGGAGAUGUUGGGUCGUCAAGAAGAUCAAUUAUGUGGAAUGUUCUCUGCUCUGGCGGCUUUGUCCUUCGCAUGCUUUAUUCAAAGCUCCACUGGAAGCACGGGAAUGUCUGUGGCCAAGACUACCGUGGACAAGUUGCUGAAGGGAUAUGACAUCCGUUUGAGGCCUGAUUUUGGAGGUGCUCCAGUCAUUGUCGGGAUGAGCAUCAACAUAGCAAGCAUCGAUUCCAUCUCCGAAGUAAACAUGGACUAUACCAUCACAAUGUAUUUCCAGCAGAGUUGGCGAGAUAAGCGUUUGGCCUAUGGUGAACUGAACCUCAACUUGACUCUGGAUAACCGUGUCGCAGAUCAGCUUUGGCUCCCAGACACCUACUUCCUUAAUGACAAGAAGUCCUUUCUUCAUGGAGUGACGGUUAAAAACCGUAUGAUCCGACUGCACCCCGACGGCACCGUCUUAUAUGGGCUGAGAAUAACGACCACGGCCGCUUGUAUGAUGGACCUGAGGAGGUAUCCUCUUGAUGAACAGAACUGUACCUUGGAAAUUGAAAGCUAUGGAUACACCACAGAUGACAUCGUGUUCUUCUGGCAAGGAGGCGACAGCGCUGUGACGGGUGUGGACAAGUUAGAGUUACCUCAGUUCUCCAUUGUGGACAUCGAGUUGGUCUCCAAGGAAGUAAGGUUUACUACAGGUUCUUAUCCAAGGCUUUCGCUGAGUUUCAGGAUUAAGAGGAACAUUGGAUAUUUCAUCUUGCAGACAUAUAUGCCCUCCAUCUUGAUCACCAUUCUGUCCUGGGUCUCCUUCUGGAUCAAUUAUGAUGCCUCUGCAGCUCGUGUUGCCCUGGGUGUGACAACGGUGCUCACCAUGACGACAAUUAACACCCACCUUAGGGAGACUCUCCCAAAGAUCCCCUACGUGAAAGCCAUCGACGUCUACCUCAUGGGCUGUUUUGUGUUUGUGUUCCUGGCCCUGCUGGAAUAUGCCUUUGUAAAUUAUGUAUUCUUUGGCCGGGGCCCGGCACAACAGAAGAAAAUCAAUGAAAGGCUGAAUAAAGUCAACAAUGAGCGCACACGAUACGAAGAGAAGCGCCUAAGGGAACAGGACUCCAUUUCUGUGCCGUUUCAAACCAACACCUUCAGGUCAUUUACACAGCGAAGAAAUCUGUAUCUCGAGGAACAAAGAAAAGUUGGGGUGGACGCGUACGGCAACAUUCUCCUCACCACUCUGGAGAUGAACAACGAGGUGAUGCCGUCCGACGUGGGUAGCAGUGUCAGUGACUCUCGGAAUUCAGUCAUGUCCUUUGACAGCUCUGGGGUCCAAUUCAGGAAGCCCAUGGCGCCCCGAGAUGGCUUCAGCCACCACUCGCUGGAUCGCAGCGCCAUGCGGAGCCGGGCCAACUGCCGACUACGGCGGCGCUCGUCCAAGCUCAAGUUGAAAAUCCCAAACCUGUCAGACGUGAGCACCAUUGACAAGUGGUCCCGGGUCAUAUUCCCAAUCACUUUUGGAUUUUUCAACCUAAUCUACUGGUUGUACUAUGUGAAUUGAUGCGCAUCCCACUAGGAAUCAUGGGCCAUAUUUUGAGAGCACAUUGAAUUGGCUUUGAUACAGUUCCAAAAUAUGUAUACACAUACAGGUUGAACAUAUGUAUAUGCAUAUUUCUAUACAGUAUAUUAUAUUUAUAUAUACACACACACAGGAAACCUGAAAGACUUUUCUGCUGUACAAAGUAUUCAUAGGAUGACUUGAAUGUUUAAAAAAUAAUAAUAAUAAUGUGAGAAGAAUUUCAAGGCUUUGAGUUCCUUUUUCCUCCGAAAACAAACAAACUAACAAAGACAAGAUCCCCGCAGGGAUUUUUGGAACUACAAGACCGCAUGAUAUUUUUGCUACAAAAAAGAAAAAAGAAAAAAAAGAGAAGCAAAAGCUCUUGAGGGAGAGAAGAUGCCCACUUUGACUUUUUCUUGAUUCUAGUGGUAAUCAGAAAUCCUCUCCUGCAGCUCAUGAAAUCAGCGGUGGCUUGUCUGGUCGGGCAUCAGCCGAGUGAGGUCCUUGAACACCUCCCCCGUCCCCUCACCUUCUCCCCCAUGUAGCCCGUGGAUACAAAGUGCACGAAGAUCUCCCGGUUCCACCAUGUACAGCAACCUUGUUUGGAAUAUGUGUUGUUCCUUCUCGAUUUUGUUUUUCGAUUUUAUAUUUUAUUUCAGGUGGUAGCGGUCUCUCGAUCAGACAUCGAUCAAGCGAUGUUUGACGGCCACAUUUGUGCACCGGUCAACGUAAACGUCAAAUUAACUUUUCGGGUGAUGCCAGGGCGGCGGGGUGCACUUUUCGUUAUGGUUUAAAACAAGUGCUGAUUAUUGUAGAUAUGAUUUUGUCUUGAAAAAUACUGUGAUUUCAGAGUGUGGGAAAAUGUUCUAAAAGCUAGGGCAUUACAAGAUCAAAGUUUCGCAUUCCUCAUUUUGAUGGUUUGAAAGAAGAACAUUGUGUACAUUUUAUCAUGAAGUAUUCUCAUGAAAGUAUAUUUCUAAUGUUUAUUUCCUCUUGUUGAUUGCGUUACACGCUCUUUAGAUGCCGGUUUCAUGGACGUCAUAUCCUGCUUUGUGUUUGCGAAAAAGGAAACGGGGCGGGGCGAUGUGUCGCUUUUGUGAUUCGUUGGAACCAAUCCGCAGUAUAAGUGUUACAACGGUGUCUGUUGAACAGAGUCGACCUAUCGGGCCGCAGUUUUGUUACGUCGUGUUCAUGGUUUGUUUGUCUGUUGAGCAUCUCUUCAGUAUUGGACUUGUUGUUGAUAAGCACAAGUGGAAUACAGUCGUUAAAGGGACACAGACCGGAGGUAUGGAUUCAACAUUUUGAAGCCAAACAUGCAACCCCUCAAGUCUAAAGCUCACUUGGAGCUAAACAAUAUGGUUAAUUGCAUCAAAUCGAAAUGACAGCCCAAAGUAGCCCUGUAUUGUGUUGUUCUACUCUGUCAUGCAAAUUGUAGCCUCUGAGUUGGUUUCAGACUGGAAAAUCAAAACUUUCAAUUUUGCCUGCUGAGAGUGUCGGCUCAGAGUGGGCGUGCCCUUGGAGAGGCGCGUGGCGGGGUGAGAAUCUGAUGUUAGAAAGUCCGUUUAAACGUAUGCCCACCGGGACCAACGGUGGCUAAUGUGAAGAUGUACCACCCGUUGUUUUUGGACCGGUUUAGAAUUAGAUCGGUGGAAUAUUUUUGGUCAGCACCGAGACGUCGCGCCGCAUUUAAGGGGAAUGAAAAGAGGCGCUUCGAUUGGACAGGGUGAAAGUCAACUGAACACGGCCACACCGGCGCAGAUGUCCCGCUUUUAAAUGCGCUGGGGGUACGCGAACUUACCAAAACUGGGUCUAGCCUGCCUGCUCGCAGAGUUAUGCCAAGCACAGCGCUGGAUUUAAGCAGCCACGAAAAUAGAGCCCAAAGUCUCCCAUAAGAAACUCAACACGAGUCGAUUUUGCAUAUUGAAAAUUGUUAUCGGAAUAUAUGAAUUGCAGCCCCACACGAUGUGUUUAUCCAUAAUUGGUCAAGUAGAAGAUUCAGGUGGUCAGCUUUUGUUUUUUUCAGGCAUAUUUCAGAUGUAAGGUAGUGAUUACAGAUGCUUAUGCUUUGCAGUGUCCGUGUUGCUAGAUUGUCAUUGAUCGAUGUAGAAAAAGGUGGUAUGGGUUGUGAAGGAAGGGUUCACAUCAUAGUACAGUUUUCAUUUUGGUCAUUUCUCAACAAAGGCAAUGUGAUGGAUGUUUGCUAAAAGUGGAUAGUUGCAAGAAAAGUAUUUGUGUUUGUUUGUAUUUGAAAACCAACUCAAGUAUCAACUGUUCCACUCUUUUUCACGUGAACAAAAAAGCAGCCCUCGCAUGCGUCACAUUAUGUUCACCUGUCACGGCUUUCUGGUUGUGGAAUGAGCACAUUCAUCCCAAAAGCUGUGAGGAGUUUAUGUUUGAUGAUGUACUAUGAGUACAUGUGUUUCUACAAGAGAGAGCUUACGUUCAUUUAACAUGUUCAAGGUGUGGAGAAGGGGGGUGUUGAUCUGAGUUCAAUGUGACUUUUUCUUGCCUCUAGUGUAUAUGUGUAAUUACAUGUGAAUUGUACUGUAAAUAUGAUAUCUUUCACUUAAUAGUUCUUAAUGCAUGAACAAAAACACGGCAGUUCAGUAAAUACCAACUAGCCUCACUGCUAAUGGCAUGGGCAGCUUCUCUAGCAUUGGCAUACUUCUGCAAACAAAACCAAGAAUCAAAAAACAAAACAAAACAAAAGGACGCGUGUUGACAAAAUAAUGGAGAAUUCAACAAGUCCUCUCACAGUGAUGGAGUUUGUGGAGACUGUUGAGGUUCGCCUGCCCCCCAAGGGCAAAGCUAAUGUUGACUUAAGCUUUGGCUCACUGUCAGCAAAUGGGAUGGAGUCGCCUUGAAUGAAAUUUUCUAGUUGUGCUUUGCCCUCGUCACCACAUCAGAACCAACGGGAAAUUUCAGCGUAGUGUACUUGCGGCGUUUACCUCAACCAUUAACCAAUCGCUAAUUCACCUCUCUUUAUUUAUACAUACAUAUGUGUAUAUACGGUAUAUAUUUAACAAAAGGGCAUUAUGGCCAAGCUGGCUUACAGAGGCUCGAGGAGCAGGAUAUGCCUUAAGAAGGCGAGUGGGAUGUUCUUUCCUGUUCCUCGAAAAUACGAAACUGUCGUGUGCCCUUGAGCAAGGUACGUAGCCGAGUCCGAGUGCAGCUGCUCCCUUACCGACAAUAGACCUUAACGUGUGCAGAAGAAAAUAUGUUCAGCUACAGCGAUGUCCAGGGUAGUCAUGCUUAAUUGAGUCCCGUAAAGACGGAUUUUCCAAACACUGACCCAAUAGACAAAGAGGCCAAAAGAAAAGGACCAGAAUAAAGUCACAAUGUCAAAUGUUGCUAUUUUAAUCAGGUUACCGUGAAGCGCAGGUACUGUACAUGACAACAAAAGAGGCGGUUUGUGUAGUGCUUUCUCAGGAACGCACAUUAGACUGUUCAUAUUAAGGAUGAUAUUCAUAAAACCUCGAAGAAGGUUGAACUUGACAAGAUCCUGGACAGUCCUCAUCCUAACGCAGGCAAAUAUGUCUUCCUUGUAAUAUUCCGACAUUAUUCUCGUAAAAUGAGGACUUUCGUCACGUAAGAGUCAAACAUUUUCUCCAAAACAUGCAGUUAUUCACCAAACAUUACGACUUUAUUCUCAUAGCAUUUGGCCCUAGCAAUUUCUUUUUAUGACGUGAACCAAAAUAGUAAAAAGUACAAGUACAUUCCAAAACCGUUGUCUUUAUGACUUGCAGUCAUAAACUCAUCAUAGGGUCAAUAAGUAUUUCCUAUUUGAGACCGGCCUUUAAAAUGAGCAUGAAUCAAAAUUAAGCAGGAAAAUUUCAUCCACCAAAGCCCAGACCAAGGCUGACAUGCAGACUUCUCACUGUUGGAAGAACUUUAGUUGCUGCAUUCAUUAUUUUGUGUACACCAAGGUUUAGUUUUGCAUGACCUGACCUCUGGAAGGUUUAUUUCCUUAACCGAGUCCUCUUUUUUACUCGGCAUCAUAUGAUUCAUCACCACAGCCAGGACAAGAAUGAUCCAGUGUUUACAUGCUCAAAUUGCACUUGUUUUACAGCCAGCUCUAUUCAAUCUUGUUCAACAAACCUUUCGUAAUUAAAAAAAAAAAACCCAUACAAAUAAGACCAAGUGUAAACACGGAACGUACAUGUUGGGAUUCAUGUGAAUCGCAAAGCGAAUGUACUCCGGCUCGUUGUCAACCGCACAAUUUGGAAUCGUGGUUUGAUCAGGUUCGGCACGCUCAUCCGCUUCAAACACCCUUCAGCUACAAAGGAUGUAAAGGAUGCGCCACCAGUCGCGUCCGAUAUAAGCCAUGUGAUUGCACAGUGAGUGGGUGUUCCCCAUAUUUACCCUGUGAGGAGCUCCCUUUGGUUAUUAUGGGCUGUUGUUGAUUGCGAUUUGGCGAUACUUGCCAGAAGCUUCCCACUUAACACAUCAUUGUGCCUCCCUCUGUUCUGUUGCACUUGCCGAGCAGGAAGACCAGCUCACCAUUAACCAGUUGAACACUGUUGGUAGAAAUUGGCAAAACGCACACACACACACACACACACACACACACACACACACGCGCGCGCGCACGCACGCACACGAAACAAUCCACAAAACCAGCCCCUUAAUUUUUUGGGACUAUACAUUUAUAACAUGUUUUGCCUCAUUGCUGUGUUCAUUUAUUAUUUGUUGUAUUUGUUGCAUUUGUUAUGGAUUGUUAUUCCUGUUGUUGUUUAAUCACGAGAAAGCAAAAUGUGAUUCAUCGGCUAUAACUGGCACUGGAAGAAAAACAAUGCAUUUUUUGUGUUUUCCUUCCCAUUGGAGCGCUUUUUUCAGUUGUUUAAUGAGGUGUUUGAUUUCAUUUGGAGUAUCGUACCCAUGGAAAUCAACAUUUGUGUGGUAUGAUAUUGUAUUAUUUAUUUAUUUUGUCAGUGCAAAUUAAUGUUAUGGUGUCAAUCAGCUUUUGUAGGUGUUUGAACAAAAUGUGUUUUUUUUACAAAUACAAGGUGUUCAAGUAUGUGGUAUAAAAAAAAAAAGGGUUAUCAUUCAAACAACUGACUUUUUACA
This is a messenger RNA of Phycodurus eques (leafy seadragon), 7132 nucleotides long. RefSeq names its product gamma-aminobutyric acid type A receptor subunit beta4 (gene gabrb4). The record is from RefSeq and is a predicted model, not a curated record. Gene Ontology annotation, molecular function: extracellular ligand-gated monoatomic ion channel activity; neurotransmitter receptor activity; GABA-A receptor activity. The transcript has 10 exons. NCBI's taxonomy places the organism in Eukaryota, Metazoa, Chordata, Actinopteri, Syngnathiformes, Syngnathidae. Gene Ontology annotation, cellular component: GABA-A receptor complex; membrane; synapse. Gene Ontology annotation, biological process: regulation of membrane potential; nervous system process; signal transduction. The coding region runs from base 533 to 2068 and encodes 511 amino acids.